This is a messenger RNA of Corapipo altera (White-ruffed manakin), 885 nucleotides long. Its product is annotated as DDB1- and CUL4-associated factor 8-like. Gene Ontology annotation, molecular function: protein binding. Bases 1 to 885 code for a protein of 294 amino acids. Gene Ontology annotation, cellular component: cytoplasm; Cul4-RING E3 ubiquitin ligase complex. The record is from RefSeq and is a predicted model, not a curated record. NCBI's taxonomy places the organism in Eukaryota, Metazoa, Chordata, Aves, Passeriformes, Pipridae. The transcript is spliced from 2 exons.
AUGUCGGCCGAGGACGGGCGCGAGACGUCGUCGGGGAUCGAGGUGGAGGCGUCGGACGCGAGCCUGAGCCUGACGGGCUCGGCCAGCCUGAGCCUGACUCAGAGCUCCUCGGAGCCGGCGGCGCCCGCGGGGGGCACGCGGGGGGGACCCCGCGGGGACACCGACAGCGACAGCUCCGGGGAGCGCGACUCGGACAGCAUGGACGACACCGGCCACUACUCCAUCCCCGAGGAGGAGCCGCGCGGCGACGGCGACGAGGACGAGGAGGAGGAGGAGGAGGAGGAGGAGGAGGAAGAGGAGGAGGAGCGGCGCCGCUCCCGCCGGCGCUCCCUGCGCAAGCGGCCGCCCCACGAGCGCGACUCGUCGGACGAGGAGCAGGCGCUGGAGGACUGGGUGGCCUCGGAGACGUGGGCGCUGCCGCGGCCGCGCUGGAGGGCGAUCCCGGCCCUGCGCCAGCGCCAGCUCGGCUCCUGCGCCCGCUUCGUGCCCGAGGCGUGCGGGGCCCGGCUGUUCGUGCAGCGGUUCCGGCUCCAGCACGGCCUGGAGGGGCACACGGGCUGCGUCAACACCCUGCACUUCAACCAGCGCGGCACCCGCCUGGCCAGCGGCUCCGACGACCUCAAGGUGCUCGUCUGGGACUGGCUCCGGCGCAGGCCCGUCCUCCAGUUCGACAGCGGCCACAAGAGCAACGUCUUCCAGGCGAAAUUCCUGCCCAACAGCGGGGACUCCACGCUGGCCAUGUGUGCCCGGGACGGGCAGGUCCGAGUGGCCGAGCUCUCGGCCACCCAGUGCUGCCGGGGCACCAAACGGGUGGCACAGCACAAGGGGGCAUCACACAAGGUGAGAGAAGCAUUCCCGGGAAUCUGGAAUCCAUGGGAAUCCUAA